Pocillopora meandrina is the source of this 2899-nucleotide messenger RNA. Lineage: Eukaryota; Metazoa; Cnidaria; Anthozoa; Scleractinia; Pocilloporidae. The record is from the annotation of a GenBank genome assembly.
AUGAACAAAGUAGGAUAUGACAGAUUUGGGAAUAACGAGCUGUUCGCACCUAUGAUGAAAUGGGAGGUCUUCAAGAAACAAGUCGAAGUCAUCAAAGAUCGUGCAGAAACGUUUGAGGACGCUUACAAUGCUAUCAAAGAAUCGAUUAAACGGCGUGAUGACGUUAAGACAAUACUGAAAGCACUACCACAGGCUGCCAGACUUCAAGUUGUAAAGCAAAAGAACAGACUGGAAGAGGCCAGACGGGUAGCAGUGAGCGAAAAGGGAGCAUAUGUGUUGGUAAGUGUCGAAACCUCCAUGUCGAUUAUCUACCGAUUUCUUAGCGAGAGGGCAUCAACCUGUGAAACUGAGAUCUCUAACUAAUCCUCCCUUUUACAUUUUUCUAAGAUGAAUAAUGCUAUACCGGCGAUCUUCACUUGAAACACUCUGAAUCAAAACACUUUCGUAAGCGAAUUUUGUCAACGUGGGCAUUGCAUACGGCGUCCUGUCCUUCUCUAAAACAUUUAUUUCAAAGGGAAACAACUAAUGAACAAGUCUUCUGCUCUGACCAGAUGCCUCGACUCUAUACGUGGGAGUAUAGCUUAGAAACAAAGUGGAGCUUAGUCCCAUAGCCUUUUCUAACAGUGUUAGAAAAUCAAAGGCCUUACGGAAAACGCACUGGUCGGGCGACGAGGUCUGGGUUCAAGACAAAGCUGGUCAAUAUUGGUGAAGACAUUUUAUUUUUAAAGUACUUCUCUCCACCAAAGAGCACCAGUGAAGUGUUAGAGAAGUGUUAGAGAAGUCGGGCGGAUUGAUGAAGGAUAACCUGCGAUGACGUAGCAUCCAGUCCAUUGGGCGUGGCAUUACUCCUUGUCGCUUCGUGCUAAGGGGUUCCGGAUAUACUCCAGCUAAAGAUAAGCCAAACGGCGAAAUUUCAGAUUGAACUUCCUUGGUUUACUUCAAUCUUUAACAUAUUAAUGAAUAAAGGGGUUAAGUUUCAAAAGAAACUGGGGCGCUGCGUCGGUGGGAGAGUAUAACAGGGUAAUUAAGAGUAAAUAAGGUAAAUUGGUCAUCGUAAAGAGUUUUAAAGAUAAACAGUUUAACUCCAUUCACUCUCGUCAUAAAAUUAUACCAGUUUAUCUUAACUUUGUGAAAUGUUAUAAAUCGCAGUAUUGUAAAGGCUGCUUUCGCGAUACUGACAACAGUGAACGCGAAGAUAAACUCAUGUGUCGGUUGGAACUGAAGAUAAUGAAUACGCAAAUAAAAAUACGCAAAUACGCGGGGGAACCAAGCCGUGUACAUAUAAUUUCUUUUCAGCAACAUCUUCUCUGAAGAGUAACUUAAAUAACGAUAGGCGACUGAAAAUAAUAACUCAUUUGUCUUAUUUUAUUCUACGUAUCCUUGCCCUAACAUUACAAUUUUAUGUCUUUGUUGCACCAGGCUAUUGGUGAGCUGGAGGCCAGCAUGAAGAGCAAUCUACUGGAAGCAAAAGCGAUGCUUCCAGACGUGUACAAAAAAGCAAAGUUUAACAGCGACGACUUAUUUGUCAUUCUUGAAGGAGUAACAGGAUUCUUUAGUGGUGCAAUGGGAAAAGAUCCUUUCGCCGCCCUUGGAUCAGCCCUAGGAGUGAUCGGACAUUUUGCUGGCAAAUGUGACCUUGGUAAACUUCAGAAUAAUUUGGGUAAAGUAGAAAAAUGGUUGAAAUUUGGACAGGACUAUGCUGCCCUGAAAGACUCAAGUGAAUUGGAUUUUGACCAAAUGGAUGUGGCUGCUGUACCUGAAGUAAUGCAGGUAAACAUAGAAAUGCUGCAUCUUCGAUAUCUAUGUUUGUGUUUCUUAACAGCUUGUUGUUUUGUUGUUUGUUUGUUUAUCUACUCAUUUAUUUUUACUCUUUUGUUUGUUUUGUUUUCUGUGUGUCUCUCUGACUCUCUGUCUGUGUGUUUGUCUGUACGCCUCUUUCUUCGACCCUAACUUUGUUGCUGUUUCCCAAGUUAUAUCCAGCUCAUGACGAUUUCUUUAUCUUCUUAUAAAAAGGCUAAUCUGGAAAUGAACAAGGAGGGACUUGCAGCGGAUCUUGUUUGCCUGCUGGAUGAGAGUUCAAAACCCCGAAACUCGGCAAAGUUUCAAGAACAGAUCGAACGAUUUUUUAUCGCCGGUGCAGCAAGAAUCGAUCUCAUAGCAAAGGUCAUGGACUUGGAUAACGAAAUCGGUGGACAUAACUUUGACAUUCCUAACUUAGAAGAGACAGCAAAUGAAAUUGAAAGCCUUGGUAACUCUGGUGGUAAGGAUCUUUGUGAUUAUACAUCGCAUCAAUGCUACCUCUUUUUAUAACAAUGAUAUUUGCGCUUACGAUCGCACGCACGGUCGUGCACAUGCAGGAUGACGUGUGGCUAUACAUUCUCGCCGAAAUUUCCCAUCAAGUUUAGCUUGAAGGCCACGUCGCUUCACGCUUUCCCUGUUGAUGUUCCUCUCUCCGUAAAUAAGCAGGAAAACGAAUAUUAAGCGUGACAGGUUCGUUUUCCAAAUUCAUCCAACUUACAACCGCUGCUUUUCAUAAUUUCUGUUUAAUUAGCAUGAUGGUGUAUUUGUAUUUUAGUAAGCAAAGGUCUAAUAAUAAAAUAUUUCCUUUUCAGAUUCUCCCAUCGCUGAAAGCACGCAGCAGAUGUUUCUGGAUGAUUUACUUACGUCUUAUCAGCAGAUAGAGACAGGAUUUGCACGACAACUGUACCAGUUGUACAAAGGUUUCGAGUUUCGCUCUCUAUGGAUUGUUCAGGAAAAAUUAGCAGAAUUCGAACGGCAAGCGGUGUUAGCCGCUCAGGGAACAGGAAAUCUCCAAGGGAUUUUAGAGCUUACAAAAGCACUUCAAGGAAUCGAUGAUAUCGAAAAUAGGGGACAGCGAUGCUUCACAAGAUUUCGCCAC